Molecule: messenger RNA, 709 nt
Organism: Olea europaea var. sylvestris
Lineage: Eukaryota; Viridiplantae; Streptophyta; Magnoliopsida; Lamiales; Oleaceae
Product: small ubiquitin-related modifier 1-like
Exons: 3
Coding region: 173-472 (99 amino acids)
Biological process (GO): protein sumoylation
Cellular component (GO): nucleus
Molecular function (GO): ubiquitin-like protein ligase binding; protein tag activity
Source: RefSeq, a predicted model, not a curated record
AUAGUGUGGCCCGUGCGAUUAGAAUCAGCGAAUCCAAACCGCUCAUUACACCGCACUAUCUCAUUGACUUAUCUCUGCGUCUUUUAAAAAUCGACAUUAAUUCCUCGGCAAAGGUCAAUCAAGCGGGCACGAAUUUUUCUUUUCGAACGGCGAAUCGUCGGCGACGGUGAAAAUGUCAACUCCCGGUCAAGAGGAAGACAAGAAGCCCGGUGAUCCGUCGGUUCACAUCAAUCUCAAAGUCAAAGGCCAGGACGGAAAUGAAGUACUUUUCAGGAUUAAGAGAAGCACACAGCUAAAGAAGCUGAUGAAUGCUUACUGUGAACGACAAUCGGUUGAUUUCAACUCAAUUGCCUUUCUCUUCGAUGGGCGUCGCCUCCGUGCAGAGCAGACUCCUGAUGAGCUUGAAAUGGAGGAUGGGGAUGAGAUAGAUGCUAUGCUGCAUCAGACUGGAGGUGCUGCUGCUGCUGCUUAGUUAGGGUGAUUAAGUCUUUGUUAACGUCUUGGAGGAAGUUGUAAUACAAAAUUUCAUAAUCAUUCUAGCUUGCUGCUACUAUUCACAUGAUUUUGAACGUGUUCCAAGUACUUGAUCUACAACCAUAUUUAAGUUGCUGUGAUUUUCAUUUCCUUUCGAAAAAGUGUAUGUACUGUUUACUUUCUGAUUCUGGUGGUGAUAUUGGGACAUAAAAAAAGAGGGAUGGAGUUUCUUUCU